Messenger RNA from Daucus carota subsp. sativus, 1941 nucleotides. RefSeq lists its product as uncharacterized. The record is from RefSeq and is a predicted model, not a curated record. Gene Ontology annotation, cellular component: eukaryotic translation initiation factor 2B complex. NCBI's taxonomy places the organism in Eukaryota, Viridiplantae, Streptophyta, Magnoliopsida, Apiales, Apiaceae. Gene Ontology annotation, biological process: translational initiation. The transcript is spliced from 10 exons. Gene Ontology annotation, molecular function: guanyl-nucleotide exchange factor activity; translation initiation factor activity. The coding region runs from base 118 to 1368 and encodes 416 amino acids.
GGACCAAAGUGUAAAUUUAACACAAUCAAUUAUCACUGUUUCAUCUUCCCUAACAAAUCCGCCUCCAUUAAAAUCCCUUUAAUUUUAAUUCAAGCUUUUUUCGACAAAAACAAAAUCAUGCCGGAUGUUCAAGCUCAAGUCAAUGACUUCGUCGUCAAGCUUCAGAAACGUAAGAUUGAGGGGUCCAAGGCGACGGCGAAGCUGACGGCUGAGUUGUUGCGGUCGGUGAUAUCGCAGCAGCGGAUCCCGCAUGGGAGUAAUCAGGCUGGUGUGAUUAUCGAGGCUGUGAGAGGUGUCGGUGAACAGCUUAUUCGCGCUAAUCCUGUCGAACUUGCAGUUGGGAAUAUAGUGAGGCGUGUUUUGCAUAUAAUCAGAGAGGAGGAUCUUUCUCUCACGACUGCUACUAUAGGCGGGUUAAGUGUGUCAGCUGCAAGUGAUGAUGAAGAUGAACUUGAACGAGGUGAUCACCCAGCUCUGUCUGCUGCUGCUGUUGCUGCCGCUUCUAGAAGCACACUAAGGCCACCUUCCUUGCAGACACUUCUUGAGGAUGUGCCUCAUUCUGCAGCUGUUCCCCACACUUAUUCCUCUGGUGGUGAUUCUGAAGGGAAAAGCAAGUCUACAGAUAAAAAUUCAAGGACUCGGAAGCUAAAGCACAAUAUUAUUGAGACUGUGAAUGAGCUGAUUCAAGAUAUUAAUACCUGCCAUGAGCAGAUUGCUGAGCAAGCUGUGGAGCAUAUUCACCAAAAUGAGGUAAUAUUGACUCUAGGAAGUUCAACCACAGUGAUUGAAUUUCUUUGUGCUGCAAAAGAGAAAAAAAGAUCAUUUCGGGUAUUUGUUGCAGAGGGUGCUCCAAGAUAUCAGGGGCAUAUUCUUGCCAAGGAAUUGGUUGCUAGAGGAUUACAGACCACCAUCAUUACUGAUUCUGCUGUGUUCGCCAUGAUUUCACGAGUGAACAUGGUUAUUGUGGGAGCUCAUGCUGUCAUGGCAAAUGGUAGUGUUAUAGCACCUGUUGGGUUGAAUAUGGUUGCACUUGCUGCUCAAAGACAUGCCGUGCCAUUUGUUGUUCUUGCCGGAAUUCAUAAGUUGUGCCCAUUGUAUCCCCACAAUCCAGAGGUCUUACUGAAUGAGCUAAAAUCCCCAUCUGAGUUACUAGACUUUGGGGAAUUCUCAGAUUGCAUGGAUUUCGGGACUGGCUCUGGUUCUCCUCUUCUUCAUGUUGUGAAUCCUGCAUUUGAUUACGUCCCACCAAAACUUGUCAGUUUAUUUAUUACCGACACGGGAGGGCAUAAUCCAUCAUACAUGUACAGACUCAUUGCUGAUUAUUACUCUGCUGAUGAUCUGGUGAUUCAGAGGAGACCCUCAUCUUGAAAUGUAUCAUAGCUAUAUAGUUUUUAUACACUCGGGGACAAGAAAAGUGGGACGGAGGGAGUAUUAUUUAUUUUUUGGAGUAGUAUUGUUCAAGUUUUCCAAAACAAUGGCCGGAAGCCUAACAAGCCAGGUAAAAUCCAAGCCCAAAUCGAAUAUCUGGGUCUAUCCUGAGACCAAAUUCUAAAGCUUAAGGGCAACUGUUAACUUACGGAGCCUAGCACACGCCUUAAAAUCAAUGGUUUGCUGGAGGUCCUAGUAUUUAUUAAUCUUAUAAUCUGAACAAAGUGCCCCAUGAUGUUUUGAUGUUUAAUGUUACAUGGGGUUAAUGAUUAGAUGUAAUUAAGAGGUCUUUUUUAUCAUAAUUUAUCUUCCUAGAAAUAGAAUCUCAGGCACUCUGCUGAUAUUUCAAGGCUCUUUCAUGGUGCAACUCUAGAAACACACUCUUACGAAUAGUAAAGUGCACCAUACAGAUGAGAAUUCCUACGACUUGGUAGAAUUAUAUAUAGUACUUGAAUACUAUUCUCAUUUAGUAAAUCUGAAAGUUUAUUGCCCUGGAUUGUUUUAUAGUUGUCA